Pseudocercospora fijiensis CIRAD86 is the source of this 708-nucleotide messenger RNA. RefSeq lists its product as uncharacterized. Lineage: Eukaryota; Fungi; Ascomycota; Dothideomycetes; Mycosphaerellales; Mycosphaerellaceae. Bases 484 to 708 code for a protein of 74 amino acids. The record is from RefSeq and is a predicted model, not a curated record. The transcript has 4 exons.
AGGUGGUCAUCACUCCCUCGCCGCUACCGAAGAAGGCGACUGCCUCAUCUGGGGUCGCAUUGACGGAUCUCAAACGGGUAUUGCCCAGAGCGAGAUCGACAGUCUCACCGGCGCCGCCAUCAUCAAGGACGAGAAAGAUCGUCCGCGCAUUCUCGCGCAGCCAUACAAGGUCCCCGCCAUCGAUGGCGCCGUCACACACGUCGCAGCCGCGUCCGACCACAACAUUGUCAUCACCAAGCAGGGCAAGGCCUGGUCUUGGGGUUUCUCUGCCAAUUACCAGACUGGUCAAGGCACAGACGACGACGUCAAAGUCGCCACGAUGAUUGACAACACCGCCGUCCGGGAAAAGAAGCUCAACGGCGCUACCACCGGCGGCCAAUUCAGCAUUAUUACCGCGCCUGCCGAUGAAGUCCCAAUGACCAACGGCAUUUAAGCAUUGAAGGAAGGGAUAAAAGGGAAAAAGUUGCAUUUUGAGUUUCGCACAUGGAAUGGAUACAACGAAUGGAUUAUGGGCUUUUUAAUUAUGCGAAGGAAGGCUUUGACUCCUUGAAAGGGUUGAGUUGGCUGGUCUUGAGCAGACUUUCUGUGGUGUUGAGUAGCUUUGACUCCCUGAGAGGGUUGAUCGAUGCUGCUGAGGUAUGUUUGCGGGCCUCGCAGCGCAGUUCAGAUAUCGGAGUCACCUACAUCGUCGUAGGCUUUAUCGGUUAA